Molecule: messenger RNA, 1792 nt
Organism: Bipolaris maydis ATCC 48331
Lineage: Eukaryota; Fungi; Ascomycota; Dothideomycetes; Pleosporales; Pleosporaceae
Product: major facilitator superfamily domain-containing protein
Biological process (GO): transmembrane transport
Cellular component (GO): plasma membrane
Molecular function (GO): transmembrane transporter activity
Source: RefSeq, a predicted model, not a curated record
CUACUAGUUACUUCGGAGUGUUCUUUACCGACCUUUUCAUUUUCGAAACGACGAGCGGGGCGAGAUCGUCUGAGCACCGAAUGAUAACAACUUGACUCAAACGCAAGACCUCUUCUAUUCCUCCCACAUCGACACCAUGUCCGAACGAGGGACAUCAGAGCUCUAUCGACAUCCCACAAGAAGCGAAAUCAUCGAACAAGCAGUAGCCGAAGGCCACGAUGCAGAUAUCCCAACCAGCCUUGGCUCAAUACACCAAGUGCCAAGUCACGUUUCCGACAAAGCAACCUGGAGACACCGGACCAAAGACGAAUACAAAACGGGAGAGAAAGAUGUUGAAAAAGGCAACAUCAAUUCAAUAUCCAGCGGCGGCGACGACGACGAGACAGAAGCAGGCGAUGACCACGACCCCAACAUUGUCGAUUUCGACGGCCCAGACGACCCCGAGAACCCGAUGAACUGGACCGCGUUCAAGAAAUGGGGCACCGUAUCCCUCGUCUCUGCAAUCACCUUCCUCACACCACUCGCGAGCUCGCAGUUCGCACCUGGCGUACCGGAAGUCAUGCGCGAAUUCCAGUCGACGAGCAGCCUCAUCGCAAGCUUUAUGGUGUCAGUGUACGUGCUUGGCUACGCAUGUGGGCCGAUGAUUAUCGCGCCCAUGUCUGAAAUGUAUGGGCGGUUACCGCUAUAUCACAGCUGCAAUUUCUUGUUUAUUGUCUUUACGGUUGCGGCGGCGGUAUCGACGAAUAUGACACAGUUUAUUGUGUUUCGGUUCUUCAUGGGGUGCUUUGGGGGCGCGCCCUUGGUGCUUGGGGGUGGCACGAUUGCGGAUUUGAUUUCGAGAGAGCAGAGGGGAACGGCGAUGUCGGUGUGGACUAUGGGGCCUACCCUGGGACCUUCCGUUGGUCCUGUGGUCGGUGGCUUCCUUACAGCUGCAAAAGGGUGGAGAUGGAACUUUUGGUUUGUGUCUAUACUGGGUGGCGCUUUCUUCAUUAUGUCACUUAUUCUCAUGUCAGAAACAUCCGCCAUCAUUAUCCUCCAACGCAAAGUCAAACGCCUCAAAGCCUCAACCGGCAACUCCAAACUGCGCUCCAAACUCGACACAGGGCUUACUACCCGCCAACUCUUACGCUUCUCGAUUGUUCGCCCAGCUAAAAUGCUGUUUCUUUCUCCAAUCUGCUCUUCCAUCUCCAUAUACAUGGCGAUUACGUAUUCCUACCUCUACAUCCUUUUCACUACCUUCUCAACCGUCUUCAAGGAGCAAUACGGAUGGAAGGGUGGGAUAAGCGGUCUCUCGUUCAUAGGUCUCGGUAUCGGCUCAUUCAUGGGACAAAUGAUUUUUAUCCGUUAUGGCAACAGGAUCGUCGAUAAGCACAUCAAGCGCGGCGACUUUUGCCCCGAGCACCGUCUGUACGUUAUGUGCAUUGGUGGCAUCACCCUACCCUGCGGCUUCUUCAUCUACGGCUGGAGCGUCCAGUAUAAGACGCACUUCAUGGUCCCCGAAGUUGCAACGAGCAUGAUUGGAUUCGGCCUGAUGCUGUUAUUCAUGCCCGCGACCACGUACCUGAUUGAUGUGUAUACGGUGCACGCGGCGAGUGCCAUGGCAGCAAACACCGUGCUGAGGAGUCUGGCUGCAGCGUUUAUUCCACUGAGCAGUCAGACCAUGUACGCAAAAAUGGGGUAUGGGUGGGGAAAUAGCAUGUUGGGGUUCAUAGCGUUGUUAAUGGUGCCGAUGCCAUUUUUGUUCCUCAAGUAUGGGGAGAGGAUUCGGGCGAGCAGUAAAGUCAAAUUGUGA